AGCGUUUUAUAUAAAAGCUCUUGGGUAUAACAAGUUCACAACAUUCACUAACAAUCAGCGAUUGCCGUUAACAACUAGCAGAAUAUUGCAACUCAUAAUGUUCACAAAGAUUAUCCUCAGUUUUCUUUUGAUAGCAGUUACUGCAGCUGCUCAUCACCAUGAUCAUCAUGAGCAUCAUCAUGCUCACCCCUAUAAGUUCGGAUAUGUAGCGAAAGGCAAAGACGGAUCCCACCACAGACACGAGGAAGGUGAUGGACACGGAGGAGUGAAGGGCAGCUACGGAUACGUUGACCAUCACGGAAUCCACCGAGAAGUCCACUAUGUAGCGGAUAAGGGAGGAUUCAGAGCAGAAAUCAAGACCAAUGAACCCGGAACGGCCAAUCAGGAUCCAGCUCACGUCAAACUUCAUUCUCAUGCUUCUCACCAUCAUCAUCAAGAACCUCAUCAUCAUCAUCAUCAUCACCAAGAACCUCAUCAUGCUCAUCAUCAUCAUCAACAAGAGCCUCACCAUGCUCACCAUCAUGAGCACCACGGACACCAAUGGAAACAUCAUGCUUAAAUUUGAAAAAAAAUAAAUAAAUAAAAAUCUCUUAACCUGGGAUAUAUGCUC
Molecule: messenger RNA, 610 nt
Organism: Parasteatoda tepidariorum (common house spider)
Lineage: Eukaryota; Metazoa; Arthropoda; Arachnida; Araneae; Theridiidae
Source: RefSeq, a predicted model, not a curated record